Messenger RNA from Babesia bigemina, 1023 nucleotides. RefSeq lists its product as hypothetical. The record is from RefSeq and is a predicted model, not a curated record. NCBI's taxonomy places the organism in Eukaryota, Apicomplexa, Aconoidasida, Piroplasmida, Babesiidae. The coding region runs from base 1 to 1023 and encodes 340 amino acids. The transcript has 6 exons.
AUGAGGAAGGUUGACGGCGAUAAUGGCGUGGCGACGAAGCCAUCUGCUCGCCCGCCGAUGCCUUCGUCGCGAGUGCCCACCUUCGUGUGGAUGCUGCUUAACAUUUCGUGCAUCGGCGCAUUGUUGGUAGAGGGCAACGCCAUUUUGACGCCAUACUGGCGCACCGCUGAAACAAUUGCGUACAGCUACAUGUUGAUGGGGACCCGCCGACAGCACAUUGUGGGCACUACGCACUUCGGCCUCCUCAACGUGAGUUACGACGAAGGUUCGCUAAUUCAGCCGUGGGAGCAACGGCUGGAGAGCGUGAGGGCCAAGGCCUUCACCGCUUUCCAGUUUCAUGACCAGGACGGCAAAGGGACGUACCGCAGCAUCGAGGCUAGCUUCUGCCCCGAAGCGUGCAAGUCUGCUAUCAUGAUUCGCAUCAAUGCGUAUGAAAGCAUGAUCGCCGUCAACAAAAAGCUUUUGUUGGCCCUGGUGCUGGGCUGCGUUAUGGGCGUCAUGGGCAUCGCGUGGUACGUGUUUUUCGAGGAAAGCGUCAUGAUAUCUGCGGGAUUUUGGGUAUCUGCCGCCGCCCUGAUGGCCGGCACCACGCACUACUGGUCGGGACGCAUGCGCGUUUUCUGGACUACCGUUCUCUUCUCGCAACAGGUACCGUACCCGCAUGACGGGCUGAAUGUGCGCUACACGUACAUGGUCGCCGCGACACUGGUAUGCAACGCAUUGCUGCUGUCACUGUCCGGCGCAAUCUGCGCGGGUUUGCACACCUAUCGGAUGAAGAGGUCGUUGCAAGCGCACCUGAGGAAGCAGCAGGAAGGCGUUGACCCCUUUAACGACCCCACGUCGUUCAACAUGUUCCAGCAGGGUGUGCCAUCGGCGCCUCCCGCGGGGCCGCCCCAGGCCAGCCUCAACCCCGGGCAGCUGUUCUCCGGCAUCGGUUUCAACCAAGCGCAGCAGCCAAACUACCAGUACCAGGCGAACUCCGCCACGGGUCCUUCCAUGUGGAACACGAACCUGUCUUACUAG